UUUGGUCCGCUUAUUUACGGAUGGUCUAUUCAUUCUUCUCGCGGCUUCUUUGGCGUUUCUUGUUCGCAUUUAAAGCACGUGCUUCAAAAACAUUCAUUGUUUUCAUUUUUCAUGAUCUUUUUUUUUUUGGUCAUAAAAUUCCAUCAAAUUUCUCAUUAAAUAAUCAUUAGCUUGUUAGUCAUUAAUUUGUUAUUAAAUAUCGAAUAUAUAAUGGAUAUUGAUAUAAAGAACAUCGCUAUUAAUGGAGAAUCGCAAGUAAAAAUGGCUUGUUCGAAUUGUGGUUGCAGUGAAUUGAUACCUCUUAAUGACAGUGUCAAAGCUGAUGAAAUGACAUCUAAAGAUUAUUAUUUUGAUUCAUAUGGACAUUAUGGAAUUCAUGAAGAGAUGCUUAAGGAUGAAGUCAGAACAAAAGCAUAUAAAAACGCUGUCAUGAUGAAUAGACAUUUAUUUAAAAAUAAAGUUGUUCUGGAUGUUGGCUGUGGAACGGCAAUCUUAUGUAUGUUUGCCAUCAAAGCCGGUGCAAAACAUGCCAUUGGAAUCGAAUGCAGUUCAAUUAUUGAUGUAGCAAAACAAAUCAUUGCCGACAAUAACAUGUCAGACAAAAUUACCUUGAUCAAAGGUAAAGCAGAAGAAAUUGAAUUGCCAGCCGAAUAUCCUAAAGUAGACAUUAUCAUAUCCGAAUGGAUGGGAUAUUGUCUAUUUUAUGAAUUAAUGUUGAGUACGGUGAUUUUUGCUCGGGACAAGUGGCUGGUUCCAAAUGGUAUGAUAUUUCCCGACAGAGCUCGCCUGUAUAUUACAGCCAUUGAAGAUCAUCAGUACAAAGAUGAAAAGAUAAACUGGUGGGAUAAUGUUUAUGGCUUUAACAUGAGCGCGGUUCGUAAUCUUGUGAUUAGCGAACCAUUAGUCGAUCUAGUUGAACCAAAUCAAAUUGUGACUAAUUAUUAUAAAGUAAAAGAAGUUGACCUUUAUACGGUCACUAUUGAUGAUCUCACAUUUGAAUCAAAUUUCAGUCUUAUCGCAAAACGUAGCGAUCACAUCCAUGCAUUGGUAACAUUCUUCUCUGUAGAAUUUAGCAAAUGUCUCAAAACUAUUGGAUUUUCCACUUCACCCGAACAUCGUACAACACAUUGGAAACAAACCAUCUUUUAUAUUGAUGAUUACAUGACCAUUGCAAAUGGAGAAGAAAUUGUCGGAACAUUUUACAUGGCUCCGAAUCUCAAAAAUAGACGUGAUAUGGAUAUCAAAAUACACGUUGAUCAUCGUGGUGAAUUGGAACAAUACAAUAAUAGUUUCCUGUAUAAAAUGCGCUAAAUUUUUUGAAAUACUGAAAAGGCCCACAGUGUCUUUUAUCACGAAUUUAUAGAUGGGGUUUUUUGUUUAUUUUGUGAAAUUAAUAAUA
Molecule: messenger RNA, 1399 nt
Organism: Dermatophagoides pteronyssinus (European house dust mite)
Lineage: Eukaryota; Metazoa; Arthropoda; Arachnida; Sarcoptiformes; Pyroglyphidae
Gene: Art1
Product: arginine methyltransferase 1
Biological process (GO): chromatin remodeling; peptidyl-arginine methylation, to asymmetrical-dimethyl arginine
Cellular component (GO): nucleus
Molecular function (GO): histone methyltransferase activity; protein-arginine omega-N monomethyltransferase activity; protein-arginine omega-N asymmetric methyltransferase activity
Source: RefSeq, a predicted model, not a curated record